Phlebotomus papatasi is the source of this 2235-nucleotide messenger RNA. RefSeq lists its product as uncharacterized. Lineage: Eukaryota; Metazoa; Arthropoda; Insecta; Diptera; Psychodidae. Bases 1 to 2235 code for a protein of 744 amino acids. Gene Ontology annotation, biological process: DNA integration. The record is from RefSeq and is a predicted model, not a curated record. The transcript has a single exon. Gene Ontology annotation, molecular function: nucleic acid binding.
AUGUUUCAGAAAAUUAUGGAGCAAAUUCUAUCGGGGUGCAAAAAUGCUCUAAACUUUAUUGACGACAUAAUAAUUUUUGGAGCAUCAGAGAGUGAGCAUGAUAAAGCCCUGGAGGAAGUGAUGAAGAGAUUAAAGGCCUACAAUAUUCUUCUCAACAGCAAGAAAUGCAAGUUUCGGGUCAAGGAAAUUACUUUCCUAGGACACAAAAUCUCCGAACAUGGAAUUGAGCCAGGAGAAGACAAAUUCGCAGCUGUCAGGAGUUUCCGAUCUCCUGAGACGAAGGAGGAAUUGAGAAGUUUCCUUGGGUUAGUUAAUUACGUGAGCAGAUUUAUCCCGGACUGUGCAACUUUAUCAGAUCAACUAAGACAAUUGACACAUGAGAAGGUUACAUUUUUCUGGACGGAGGAACAUCAGACAGCUUUUGAGAAGUUAAAAAACGCCUUAAGUUGUGCAAAAACUCUUUCCUUUUUCAACAAGAAGUAUAGAACACGUUUGAUUGCUGAUGCCUCUCCAGUCGGAUUGGGGUCAGUUCUCCUCCAAUUCCCUGAUAACACUGAUAGUGCGCCAAGGAUUGUGGUCUACGGCAGUAAGAGAUUCACAAAAUGCGAGCGUCGUUACUGUCAGUUGGAGAAGGAAGCUCUAGCUCUCGUGUGGAGUAUGGAGAGAUUUCAAUUUUAUCUGGAGGGAAUAGAGUUCGAGUUAGAAACCGAUCACAAGCCGUUAGAGGCGAUUUUUAAGCUAACUUCUAAACCGAGUGCCCGUUUGGAAAGAUGGAUUCUCCGAAUGCAACGGUUCCAGUACCAGGUGAUAUACCGCAAAGGAAAAAGUAAUAUAGCAGACCCCUUGUCACGACUUCCCGUACCACGCCAAGACCCUGAUUUCGAUACAGAGGAUGCUGUCAUGAUAAGAGCUAUACUGGAUUCCAUUGCGAUUGAUGUUUCAGAAAUAGAGGCAGCAACAGUGGAAGAUGAGGAGAUUACCGCCGUGAAAAGAGCUUUACAUUCUGGGGAUUGGAGUGCCGAUAUACUUAAAACGUACCAGAUUUUUCGGAAUGAACUGAGCUCUGUGGGAGAUGUUCUCGUCAGGAGCACCAAGAUUGUUAUACCAGCUAAGCUCAGAGAGAGAAUGUUAGCAUUGGCUCAUGAGGGACAUCCAGGAGAAUGUGUCAUGAAGAGAAGACUCCGUGACAGGGUGUGGUGGCCACUCAUGGACAAGGAAGCAACAAAGAUUGUCAAGAGUUGUGAGGGUUGCCGCGCUGUGUCAAUGCCUAAUAAACCCGAACCAAUGCAGAGAAGGCAAUUACCAUCAGGCCUUUGGAUAGAUGUCGCUCUGGAUUUUCAAGGCCCACUACCAACUGGAGAGCAUUUGAUGGUGAUUAUUGAUUAUUACAGCAGAUACAAAGAAAUCGAGAUUAUGCAUCAUAUUACCGCGGGGACAACAUGUCAACGACUUGCGAAGAUUUUUAUCCGUCUCGGUUUUCCGAGAACUAUUACAGUGGAUAAUGGUCGCCAAUUCGUGAGUAAGGAGUUUGAUGACUACUGUCGAGUAAGGGGGAUACACCUUAAUACAACGACCCCGUAUUGGCCACAGGAGAACGGGGAGGUUGAAAGACAAAAUCGGUCUGUUCUCAAGAGACUUAAAAUUAGUCAUGCACUCACUAGAGACUGGCGGAAGGAUCUCCAGGAAUAUAUACUCAUGUAUAAUACAACCCCGCACUCUACUACUGGUAAAACCCCAACGCAACUUUUCUUUGGGAGGACGAUUAGAGGGAAGAUCCCUUCAUUAGCUGACGUUGAGACAGCCCCACCGAACACUGAUUUCGCAGACAGAGACCGAAUUUUGAAAGAGAAAGGAAAAGAGAGUGAGGAUCAAAAGAGACGUGCUGGAGUGGGAGAUAUCACUGUUGGGAGCAGAGUAGUAUUGAAGAACGUCCUACCAGGAAAUAAAUUCAGUCCGGUGUUCGAUUCAAAGAUCUAUGAAGUAUUAGAAAAAUCAGGAGCGCGAUUAAAACUUCAGGAAGUGUUAACUGGAAAGGUGAUGUACAAAAACAUUACUCAUGCGAAGAAGGUGUACACUGCUUCCGAAGAAGAUUCUGAUACACCAAGUGAACCUCCACUACAAAUCGAGAAUAUGAUACAAGGUCGUGCCAAAACUUCAUCAUCGUCAGAUUUCUCCCGUCUGUCAGACAACCUCACCACACCUACAUUUCACGAAAGUUUAUGCAGAUGUUUUUGA